Branchiostoma floridae (Florida lancelet) is the source of this 774-nucleotide messenger RNA. RefSeq names its product TM2 domain-containing protein 2-like. The record is from RefSeq and is a predicted model, not a curated record. Bases 27 to 608 code for a protein of 193 amino acids. NCBI's taxonomy places the organism in Eukaryota, Metazoa, Chordata, Leptocardii, Amphioxiformes, Branchiostomatidae. The transcript has 4 exons.
AAAUAAUCGAAUAGUCUGAUGCCAAGAUGGCGGCGGUUUGUUGGAGAUUUUUCCUGUUUUCCGGAAUUUUUCUUCAUUUUCUCGACUUAUCUUCGUCUGGUGAUAUCGACAUAGACGCCUCGUGUAGGAGUGAGGGUUGUGGAUUCGAAAAUGACCCGCUUUCGCCGUUCAUAAGAUGUGAAUACUUACCUCCAGAGUUUAUUGAGUGUGAUCCACCGAUGGACCUUGAUGGGAAUGAGACCAAGAGAGAGGAGUUGGGGUAUGGGUGCAUCAAGUUUGGAGGGGAGCGGUUUGAGGAUGUAGAGAACACCAGUGUGGAGUGCCGGGUACUACCAGGGAUCGAGUGCAGGGGAAACAGGACCUUCCUCAGUCUCAAUGAAGUACCCUGCAUCAAGUAUUCCGGACACUACUUUGUGACCACACUAAUGUACUCGCUCCUGCUCGGCUUCUUUGGAGUGGACAGAUUCUGCCUGGGGCACACGGGCAUGGGGGUGGGGAAGCUACUCACCCUGGGGGGACUCGGAGUGUGGUGGAUGGUGGACAUCAUCUUGUUGUGUACAGGGAGUCUAGUACCUGUGGAUGGGAGUAACUGGAACCAAUACUAUUGAAGCAAACUACCAAGUGCUAUAAUUACUGUAAAUUCAGAAAUGUUCGUGGGGGUUUUAUGUUCGCAGUUUCCACGGUGACCGCUUCACCUCGAACUUAAAACCACUGCGGACAUAUUUCCAUUAUAAAGUAUGAGACUGCAGUCUAUGGUGCUACCGCGAACUUUAA